Molecule: messenger RNA, 975 nt
Organism: Ipomoea triloba (trilobed morning glory)
Lineage: Eukaryota; Viridiplantae; Streptophyta; Magnoliopsida; Solanales; Convolvulaceae
Exons: 2
Coding region: 1-975 (324 amino acids)
Molecular function (GO): catalytic activity
Source: RefSeq, a predicted model, not a curated record
AUGUUUGGUAAACACAAUCCUGAUAUCUUGUGCUUGCUGGAGACCAAAACCUCUGGUAAUAAUGCUGAUGAUAUUUGCAUCAAUCUUGGCUAUGCGAAAUGGGCGAGGGUGGAAGCUCUUGGUUUCAGUGGAGGUAUCUGGAUUCUUUGGAAUGAAGAGUUUAAGAUUGAUAUAUUACACUCCCACCCGCAAUUUGUGCACUUGCAAGUAGAAAGAAAUAUGGGGCGAAUCUGUAUCCUUUCGGUAGUUUAUGGAAGCCCCUCUGUUCACCUAAGACGUCGCCUGUGGAGGUCCUUAAACCGCAGUAAGCUCAAUAUCUUUGCCCCUUGGCUGGUAGCGGGCGAUUUCAAUGCCGUUGUCAGUAACGAUGAAACUUCUAGUCCAGAUAACUCAGGGCAUGUUAGAAAUAGUGACUUUAAGACCUGGAUCUAUGAAGAAGAACUGAUUGAUCUCGGUUUCUCUGGACAAAAAUUCACUUGGAAGCGAGGUAAAGCAGAGAGCACUUUUAAAGGAGCAAGACUUGACAGAGCAUUAUGCUCUUUUGAUUGGAUUGAGAAAUUCCCUAACACAAAAGUCAGCCAUCUCACGACCCUUUAUUCGGACCACUGCCCCGUAUUAAUUGAGAUUGACAAGCCUAGAAUCUUUACUCAGAAUCCUUUCAAAUUUCAAGGAGCUUGGCCCAGACAUCCUAAGUUCCUAGACGCAGUUCGAGAAGCAUGGAAACAGGAUGAGACAGCUUGGGCAAACAAGGAUAGCAUGACAAACAAACUCAAAGACUGGAACAGAAACACCUUCGGCAAUAUCCAUCAUAGAAAAAGCAGACUUUUGAAACGGCUGGAUGGAAUCCAAAACCACAUUGAUCAGGUAAAUCACUCAGGAAUCCUUAGACUGGAAAGAAAGAUCAGAAGGGAACUGGAAGAGGUUCUCCACCAAGAAGAAAUCAUGUGUGUAUUAUGUGUUACAUCAUGGAAAUAG